AUCAAAGGUAAAUUCAUGUUAGUUAUCUCACCAGAGAGCUUGUCAAACAACAUUUCUUUGUGUAGUUUAACAAACUAAAUUUUGAGAGUGUGAGUAUUAUUUCUCUUUUUGAAUUAAUAGAAAUUCUCCAUUUGUAAUUGUUCUUUCUGGCCUCAGUAGUGAAGGUGGUUGUCUUCCUAAAAAGCAGUGUCAUUUGUGCCAUUGGCACUGUGGGAGCCCAGUGACAGACUAUAAAUCGAUUUAUAGCCUGUUUAAAAGCAGGCAACAAAACCCAUGAACAUUAAUUUAAAAAUGGCUUCAGAUCGCUAUUCUUUUAUGAUUAACUGAAGUGGACUUCAACUUCCUUUGAGAUUUUAAUGUUAGCAUGAUAAAAUUCAUUACUUUUAACAAACUGACCCAUUUUCAAUGACAGUCUUUAUCCAGUACAUUGUACAUACGUGACACUAUACAGCAAGUGGAAGGUCACUUGAUUAAUCUUCGCUCCAAAGGUGUAAGUGGAUAUGAUGGUAUGCAAUAUAAAACCAAUACAUAUUGAUUAGCAUGACAGUGCUCAGCUUAAUAGAUGUUUCUUGAAAGGAAAGUAGAAAAAAAAAAUGGUACAGAAGGCCUCCUUUGCCCUCUCCUGUGGCGGUGAGGUAAAACAGGACCUAAGCAGAGUACUUCAUCAUGACUGGCUGUGGAGUAGCAACCCCUUCCCCAACCCGGCUCAAACAGUAUUGUUGGAGAAAAACCUCCAGUGAAGUCCAUACAGCCACACAUCCCCUGGACUUGCUGAGAUGCCCCAGAGUAUCCCAGUGCCAAGGUUAGGUAACUCUCCCACCCUGUGGUCAUGAGUCACUGCUUGGUGUACUUAGCUGUACUCCCAGAACCGGUUCCUUUGAGGCUAGUAAAAUGCUCCUACAAAACAGAGGUGAAUAUCCCUCUUAUUAGGGAGGAGGCAGCAUCAGCCAUGGGGGAUCAUGUGAAAUCGUUGGUCAGGCAACAAGGAAUGAACACAAACUGAGAGGGAGUAGAAGGAGCACACAGAUGAUGGGAAGGAAUCAGACACGUCAGUUGCAGUCACUUUCAGUACACCUACUUCUCAGUCAAUGAGAAUGUCUCGUUCUUGGUGAAUUUGCACAUCUCAGAGUCUGGAACUUCCUCUUAAGGUUUUGUUUUGUUAACAAAACCUAAUGAAGAUUGUAGUGAAGUAUCCUCUUGUACAGAGAGGAUUUCUGAUUAAGUCAUUGAGGCCAUACCAGUAAGAAACUGCUGGGAAAGAAAAUCGGGUUAUGUGUGCUUGGGCAGGUCCAGGGUGUGGUGACUGUAAAAGUUCUUCCUCCCGCAGCUAUUUGCUGGGGUCUCAGUUAGCAAACCUACGUCAAAAUGGGUAUCGGUUGAUGCUUAAUUUUAUUAGAAUGCUUGUGGCUUUUUUCCUUCCAAAUAACUAGAAUGUAAUAUAGUGGUGGAAACUGCCAUUAUUCCACGCGACCUCUAGCUGCUGACUGUUGUUCAUAUGCCUGUAUCACUGAGCUGAUCAAAGCCUUGUGAGUUUCACCGGAAACAUCACUUGUAUGUCUGAAAGUGCUGCUUAAUCAUAGGGGCUCACCUUUCAGGGCAGUAGCAGGCAGGUGAGCUUAUAGAAAUGGUCCAGUCAGUCACUUAAGCAUUAGGAGGCUCUGGGAAUCUUUUGCUGAAUAGAAGGAAGAAGGAGAAGGAUGAGAGAUGGAGUUUGAAAAUCAGGUGAGACUCUCAGCAGAACCCCAAUACAGCGAAACACAGAUUCCUCUGCCUCUAACUUCAAGGCUGUCUGAGCUUAAUAAAGCAGCGAAGCAAAUACGUUAUUUCAAUUACAGAAAACACCCUAGUCUUCAUUGAGAUGACUCAUGCACAGAGGGUUGAGUACAUGCUUAAAUGCUUUGCCGCGUUGUGAACUAGUUCCCAGUAAAAUGAUCUGAUUACUGCACACUCUUGUUUGAAAUUCCCAGAUCAUGAAGGUAGGUACUUCCAGUAAUGAAUAUCUACUCUUGAAGUGGCGUCCUGUGAGAUUUUUUUGCCUGUUAAACGUGGAUGAUGGGUUACUAAAAAUCUCGUUCUGUCUGUGUGGUAUCGUUGUGCUACUAUCAUGUGCUGCAUACUCUAAGCUUUUCUGCGUGUCUGUAGAACAUUUAAUCUGUUUUAGGUUUAUUUGGCCCAAGGAGAAAGAGAAACACACUUAGGUUUUGUUAUUGCAUCUCAUAGAACAGUCUCUUGAACACAGUGAACACAGUGACAGUUAUAUUUAAAUAUAAUUAGAUAUGGUGAACUUGCUUGAAAGCUCAGCUUUUGUAAAGACAUAUUUAUAAGCAUUCAGUUUGCUGGCACUUUCAUACCAAGUGUGUAUGACACAGACACAACUGCUUCUGCACUCUUAUACAAUUCUCAUUCAGAAUUUCAGCAAAAUCUUAUUGUUGCUGUUAAGUUGUAGUUGUGUUUUGCGGAAAUGUGUUUUACUCAAAAUUCUUCAAAACUCUCAUUGACUUCAUUCUGAUCUGCAUUUCUCUGUAUAAGGCUAAUAGUUAAAAUUUCUUUAGGUACUUCAGUUUCAGGAUGAGCAAUGAUGCGACAGAUCAAAGAACGUUGUUUCUGUGGAGACUUAAGUCUGCAAAGCUGAAGUGUUUCUUCAAUGCAUCAAAUCGUGCAUGUUAAUUUCUGUAACACUAUGGGACAGGGCACGUACCUGCAGUCUGCCCCUUGUGAAUUGUCGCUCAUUUUACUAAAAUGAUAUCCUUAGUUCUCUUUGGUAGCAAGGAUCCUGUAUAACUUGGCAAGAAAAAACAGAAGGAAUAUAGAGUGAGUUUUCAUAAAGUUGCCGAGAAGGUGGUUAUUCCUGUUCUACCUUUCCUUUCUGCAUUGAUUAAAGAACUGAAUUAAUUAUAUUUACACGUCACGUAAUAGACUUCUGCCCUGACCAAAUAUUCCAGGGGAAUCAUUCCUCCUGUCACAGUGGUGCAGAUGAGAUCUGCCUUGUUUCCUUGUUCCCUUCCCAGGACCCGCAACGUGACGGGAUGGUGAUGGAGCAACUGGAAAAUAAUUACAAAACAUGUAUCUGAGAAGAGGAUGAGGAAGUGAAAUCAGACAGGCUUGCCGCCCUGCGGGAAAGGGAAAAGAAUAAGUACAAAUCCCUGAGCAGAUGAUUAGUUUGACUGUGAAGAGCCACAGACGCUUUGUGCCCUGAUGGGGGACUCAGGAUCCAGACGAUCAACUCUAGUAUCUCGCUUGCCAAUAUUCAGGAGAAGCAUUAGCCGGAGACACGACUCCCUUCCUUCCUCACCUUCUUCUGCUAAUGCGAUUGGUGUCCACACAUCCUCCCCAUCCAGUACGAACUCCAGCUCGGGGAGCACAGGCAAGCGUCGGAGUAUUUUCCGCACUCCUUCCAUUAGCUUCCAUAACAGGAAAGGGAGUGAGCAGAAGCCUGACUCGGCUAGUCAAAAUGUUAAUGUCUCAAAUGGUGCCCAGUCAUCCCUUAGCACUUUUGAAAAAUUGAGCUUAGAGGAACAUAUUAAAAGCAGAGGAAGGCAUUCGGUUGGCUUUAGCAGCUCGCGUAGCAAGAAAAUAACAAGGUCUUUAACAGACGAUUUUGAAAAGGGAAAGGAGUCUUCGGCUAAUAAGAAUGUCUUUAUAAAUUGCAUAAGUUCUGGGAAGAAUGAGGGCGAUGAUUCAGGUUUUGCAGAGGAGCAGAGCCGAUACUCUGUCAAACAAUCCACACGAAAACUUCUCCCUAAAUCUUUCUCAUCACACUACAAAUUUUCCAAACCAGUUCCGGAGACUCAGUCAGUUCCUUCUGUGCAGCAGUCAAGGUGCUUGCUGGAAAUUAAAUCAUAUGUGGAAAGCGAACCUGUGAUCACCAACUCCUCUCCUCCAUGUUCAGCCGAGACAACAGAGUGCAUGGGAAGCUCCUUACAAUCUCCGCUGCUCUCGACUGACCUCACAGCUGCACAGACCCCCUCUGACUUUGUCGCCCUGACAGAGGAUUCUGUUUCAGAGGUUGACGCUCUGCCCAGCAAUGGGACCGGGGCACUGCUUACAGAGGAUUUUGGCCACAAUGUCUCUACCUCUCAGAUCAUCUUUAAUUCUGCUGCUGCUUCUGCGAGGGAAACAGACAUUGUGGAAAGUACUGGUCAUUCUGCUGGUGUAUCUCCUGUGAGUCGCACAAGCUCAUGUAGUAUUGAAUCUAAUACCUUAUUCAAAACCUCAGCUGCUAAUCAAACAAAAGUAUUGUUGCGAGCCAAUGAGCUACAUGUUAACAAUGCCAGGCGCACAGGAGAAAUUAACUUGGCAAAUGCACAUUUAGAAACCUUUGCCUUACAGCAUAGAGAAGGACCAGUGAUACUCUCUCCGAAGGCACAAGGAUUGAGAGGGGACAGAGAUGAAAGCACAUUGUCCCAGCACACGGGAGAGACUAUUCCUGUAAUGGAGUCUAAGAUUGUUUCAUGUUCUGAGCCUCAGUCCUUUAAAGCACAACAGGGUUAUGAAACAAACCGUUCUAAAGUUGAUCUUGCCAAUAGCUUCAGUCCAUACCGAGAAGGCAGAUUUGUUGAGAAACGACUGAGAUCCUCUUCAGAAGGUACUGCUGGAGGCAGCCGGCUGAUCAUAAAACCAAAGGAUGGAAAUACAGAAGAGCUUAACAGCCUACGGAAGCAGAGAGCAAGCUCAUCCUCUUCAAAAAUGAACAGCAUGGAUGUUUUGAAUAACUUGGGUUCCUGUGAGCUGGAUGAAGAUGACCUAAUGCUUGACUUGGAAUUCACUGAAGAACAUCACCACCAUCGUUCUGUUUGCCGGGAAGACUCAUACCAGUCAAUAGUCUCAUGCGCUGCUGUAGUACUUACCCCUGUAGAGCCGACAGUGGAUACAAGGAAAAAGGAACAGACAGUAAUGCCUGGUGUAUCUAAACAGAACCUAUCUCUGAAGCUGUCGAAGGAUGUAGACCAAGGAGAAGCCAGGUACCCUCAUGUUAGUCAGCUAGCUGGGAGUCCAUCUGUGGAGUGGCCUUUUACUGGUCUGGAAGAAGGUGGAGGCAUUGAAUCUUUGCCCUUCAGACUGAUGCUGCAAGAUUGUACAGCUGUAAAGACUUUGCUUCUGAAAAUGAAGAGGGUUCUUCAAGAGAGUACAGACAUGAGUCCAGCUAGUAGCACCACCUCACUCCCUGUUAGCCCUCUUCCUGAGGACCCAUUAUUUUUCAAGGAUGGAGUAAAAGAUGAAUGCUCAGUGCUGAAGCUGCAGCUGAAGGAGAGAGAUGAACUCAUAGCCCAACUUCGCGAGGAGCUGGAAAAGGCUCAGUGCUUUCAGAAGGCUCUUGCUUCCCAAGCAGAUAAAUCCACACAGACAGACCUUGUAGGCCAUGAUGCUACGUUUCCAAACAGAAUGGUGAACCAAAAUCUCAGCACAAGGGACAGAAAGUCAGCACAUACUCCCACCGAGGACCCUUUUAGAUACUCACCAGGCAACCAAGCAACGGCCUAUGAAAGCAAGAGCUGUCAGCUGUCCGGUUUGUGUCUGAGUAACCUCCUGAAAGAGAAGGAGAUCGUGGAAGUUAUCAAGCAUACUAGAGGCACAUAUGAAACCCUUGCUUCAGAAGUCACACAGAAUGGAUUGACCACCACAGCACCAAGUACAGCAAAGCCAGCAUCCAAGGCGGACAGCUACCCAAUUUUCUCAGGAGCUCCAAAAGACCAAACUGCUGUGCCUCGGCAGCAUACCACUUUCACAGGGAGACUCGGACAACCUCCAAGGGGACCCAUCUCUUUACACAUGUACAGCAGAAAAAAUGUAUUCCUUCACCACAAUUUACACACAGCAGAGCUACAGACUUUAGGUCAGCAAGAUGGGUAAUAAGGUGCUUGUAUUUUUGCCAUGGAAGGAGAGCUAAUUAAAGAGGGACGUGAGCUCACCUGCUAUCAGUCUUCAUUUUUCAUCUGCUGCUACUUUCACUUGAAAAAGAAUAAAGUAAAAAUUAAUGUUGUCUGUAGGUUCCAUACUUCCCCAUCUGGGACUGUGGCAAAAGGAUGAACUAGAUUGUUAAAUAACUGGAUUGAUUUGUCAUGCGAAAGGCACCAUGGGUAUGAUAAAUGGGACUAUUUGGCUGGCAUUGCUAGUCCAAUAUUGGCUACAUUUUAUUUAUUUUUUUUCUCUAUAAGCCGCUAUCAUUCCCUGAAGUUCUUGAAAGUGAUCUUAAAUAAUGCUGUGUCUGUUUAAUAAUGUUACUGUUAACGUAGAUGUGAGGAAUGAAUAGAUAAGUAAUUAGUAUACUCUCUUGAAUUUCAUAGAGACUAGGGAAAUAAGGAGUCAGAAAUCUUUGAGGACCCUCUUUUUACACUUUUUUUUUUUUUUAAAUACGAUGAAAUUUGCUGACUUGUAGAGGUAUGCUUCCUAUUAUAUGUAUUUUGUCAAUGCCUUACGCCAUAUGUAGAGGAAGUGACUGAUUUUCCUCUAACAGCAAUGUUCGUAGAGGGUUACCAGGUAUUUCAGUCACUACUUUGGUCCCAAAGGGAGAAUAUCAACUGGGUUCCUCAACCUUCCUUUCCUUCUCCCCACCUUUAUUUACCUACAUUGGUUUGAAUGUUUUUGUUCCGUGAGGACAUUUCCAGUUGCGAUGUUUGUGCUUUACAGGCACUAUAUCACUGACAACGCAAUGCGACAUUCUGUGCUGUGUAAUGCAUCACAUAGUUUCAUUACACUUCCAAAACAAAAAAAUGGGUGAAAGACUGAAGAGAACUUUGCUUAUUACCCAGUCCAAAUUACCCUUGUAAGCCGUAAUUUCUGUAGACUGUAUCAUCUGCACUUAAUGACCUGGUUUAUACCAACUGAGCGGGUUUGCUAAUCUUAAUGUAUUAGACACAAGUGAGAUGAAUCUAAUGCUACCCAACGUGCAGCCGGGAAUAUGAAAUUAUCUGAUCACACCAUAGAAGCUGUAGACAUGUCCGUAACAAAAGAUCCUGUUUUCCCUUCAAAAGGGCUUGAAGACAGGCAUCUCAGUCAAGUUACUCUAAACAUGUGGCAUAUACUAAACUUUACACUUAGUUUACAAACACUAUGAAGGAGGCUAAUCCAAAUGAUGAUAAGACAUAUAGUUAGUAGUUUAUGGAUAAUCUGGCUCGUGCAUGAAUAAUUAAGGCAGAUCUGAGACAAAUCACCUCUCUGUUUAACUGGUAAUUAAUAAUAGAAGACAAGAGUGCAACAACAUUUUCACAUAAAGAAACAAACCAGUGUCAUUUAACUGCAGUAGCAUAUAAUGAAAAAUGAAGGUUUUGUGGCCAUUAAACAUGCUGUAACCUUUACAAGGUAAGUCUCAUAGGGCAUAUGAAAUGAAUUAAUGAUACAAAUUUUACCUAAUGUUAAAUAUAUCUGGUUUACUACAAAAUAUUCAGAUAAUACAAGGAUUGAUUGGGUCACGAAAACAAGAGACUAUGUGCUCAGCAUGUAUUCUGCAAAGCCAUUUUAGCAGCCUGAACUUUCAGGAUUCUAUUUAUUGAGGAUUUUAACUUGGUUAGAGCAAAUUUUAUGACGUUAUCUGAUGUUGAAGAGAGUAGGUUUUGUCUAAAUAUUCUGUAGUGGUAAUUUUGGGUAGGCAGAGCUGGAUACAUAAGAAUCAAAAACAUUUGCCAAAUUUCUUCUUGUUUGUAUGUGUGUUGCUACUGCCAAAAUGGAAUGUGCAAAAAUUGAAAACACCACUUGACCAAAUUAACUGUGGGUAUUCAAGACUCCCAGUUCUGCAUUUAAACUCAUAACUUAAAGUCUACCAAAAAAAAUUAAAAUAAUAGGAACUUAAUUUUACUAUUCAGGAUCACGUCUUCAUCUGACCAAUCUCUUAAAGUCCUGGCAGACUGGAAGGACCAUUGGUCCUUACUAACAAUACGUUUCAGUCUUGCUCAAGAGCUGAUGUAUGCAAUUAUAUUUCAGAUCUGUAAAUAAAACAAAAGGUACUGUAAUCAAGAUUGUUUUUUCACAGGAUACAAAUGUACUAUAUUACAUUAAAAAAAAACCCAAACCAAAACCACUCUUCAAUUUCAACUUAUGUACUGUAUCUAUAGUUGUUUUUUUCCUGGAAAAAUGGACUUUUGGAUUACAUUUUAUUAAAAAAUAUACAUCUAUACAUUUCAGAAAGAACAUUUUUAAUGCUACUAUUUUCUUGGAGAAUCUUUUAUAAAGCUGAAACUUAAAAAAAACUGGAGAAAACAGUUGAAUUGAAGUGAGGGAUAUUUUUAAAAUGUCAUCUUGAAGCUGUUUUGUAUCAGAAUUUUCAACAUUGUUAUGUUCUUUGUAAUGCUAAGUGUAAAUCUCACCCAGGGAAGGGUAUUAGCCACAUGUUAAUGUACAGUACAGCAGUAACUGUAAAACGGAGGUCUUUUGUUUGAUCCUCUUGUGUAUAUAGUAAAUCAUAAAGAAACAGCAUGUGGACAUUCUUGCAGUGAAUUGAUUCCUUUGUACUAAAAAAUCUCUAGUUUUUUAAGAGUUUCAUGUAUAAAAUGAUUUAUACGUUUCUCCAAGGCUGUAAAUAUCCAAAGACAUGACACCAAGAGGAAAAGGCACUUAUUAUUUUUCCAUGGAUGUACAUGUUUUCCUUUUUUUUAUAUAUGUUUCUGUACAACAAAGCAUAACUGUGAAGUUUCUAGUAAAAAUUACUUCUUUUUACUUCCUUAUCUUUUAGUGUGAUAAAGGGCAUUUUCAGGAGGAGGAAAUCCCCAAAGAAAAGCUGUUUCCAUUUGAAGCAGUGUCCCAUUUUUGAAACAAUCAUUUGGCAAAAGAAACAGUAGAUCUGUGCCCUAAAUAUAUUUUUAGUAAUUUAAUAAAGCCACACCCAAAAUGAUAUAUCAUCUCUAGACUUUCAAGACAGGGUGAUCCUCUAUACAUAAAAUUAAACAGCCGGAAUACACUCCUUUUUUUUCCAGUCUAGACUGUUACAUUUAAUUUUGUCGCUUUUCAUUCCAAAAUAUGUACAUCCACAUAAAUGUUAGAAGGGCUUUCCAUAUGUGUCUUUUUUUCUGGAAAUAUGGAAAGAGAGUAUAUCCACACCAUGAUGUUCAUGUGUAAUUUGGAUAAGCAUUUGAAAGCUUAGCUAGGAUAUUCAUAUUUGUCCUACAAGUUCAUUGCAGUCACUGCCUAAAACCUGACAUUUUUCCUUUUCCUAAAAGUGAGUUUGGAAGCAGUGAUUUCUGUCCUUGCUGAUUCACUUAAUACUUUUAAAUACACAGUAUAUUUUGCAGACUAAUAAUACCAGGUUUUUUAAAAUUAGUACUGUAGCUUAUAUGGCAUAACUUGUGCCAUGUUUCCACCGACUUAAUUGGUAUAAUAUUGACUUCAAUUAGACUAGACUAAGCUAAGUCACCUGACAACUGGGAUUGUUGCUUUUAAUACAACUAGUCUUAGUUUAUGCGCAGGAGAUCUCUGAAUUUGGGUAUCUUUCCUGGUUUUCAUAAAAGAUGUAAAAAGAUUUGACCUAGCAAAAAAAUGCCAAUUCACAAUCUGUAGCCAAUGUACUUUUUGGGUUUUUUACUUUAAGUUCAAAAGCAAAAAAAAAAAAGAAGUCCCUGCAAAACUCUUUGUACAUCUACACAGGUCAUAAAUGAAGUCCAGUGGAGUAACAGUGACCUCUAACACUAGUAAAUACCUGGAGAAAAAUAUCCAAGGGAGUCCGCUCACAAAUGUUUGUAGUGGUUUGAAAGCAUCAGUUCUGUAUCUGAGCACAUUAACAAUAUAUGUCCUAUGGACUCUUUUCUUCCACACUCUCUCCUGAUAUUUUUUUUUCUGGAAGAGAAUUUGCUGUUUGAAGCUUCUUCCAGACAAAGUAGUCAGUAUAAAGUGAGAAAGUACAUUGAAAGUAGUGGCGGAGGUCUUCUCCCAGGCUUGAGAAACACAGCAUCAUUUCCAGGAUAUAUUUUAGUGUUCUCCAGUCAGCAAGAAGUUGGCAGAGAUGCCUCGGGAGAACGUACUCAAAGCGUGCAGAUCAUGACUGCCUUUAAAUGGAGUUUACUCUAACAUGUGCUGUGCAAGGCACUUCUAAGAGUAUUUUGAAAUUUCAGCAGCUGCAGGAAGUAUCUUGUUGAUAUUUAUGUUUUAAAGAAAAAAAUGCCAUGUGCUGUUUUUAACCUAAGAAACUCUAUUUGGAUCUUGCUUCCUUACUGAAGAUCUGUACAGGUUGUGAGAGCAUAUCCACUGUGAUGUGUAUGAUACUAACUCAUUAUAAUAUAAAAGAUAUGGGAUACCUGUCCCCUCUAAGGGGCUUGAGUUUUGCAGUGUAUUUUUAGUGCAGGGGAACUGUCUGGAUUUAAUUAACUUCUUCUUUAAGGAUCUUCUGUUAUUGUAAAGUUAAUGGUAAAGGAACUCACUUAUUGAAAUAUUUUGGAAAUGUUUGAUGGCCAGUUUUUUUAAAAAAAAAAUCCUUAAAAUAUUUCUCCACUUCUAACAAAAAGACAAGAAAAAAAGUAACUUUUAUCAGCAUAAAUUUCAUAUAAAUCUGAGAUUCUCAGUAACCACAGCUGUCAUUUGCAUUUUGUUCAGCUGUGACAUACUUUGGAGUUUCCAUUUGUGUAACCUUCAUUAUCAGCAAAUCCUAGAUAUGAGAGGGAGUAGGGAGGUUGUUGCCCUCAAUCCUGUAUUUGAAACACACAGGGAGGAUGUUGGUGAUUUUUACAAAAGUAAUCCUGGUCUUAUGAAAGCAAGGCAACAAUAAACCUACCUGAGGUCUCUGUAUGAUUCUCGGGGAUGGAAAAUCUAUUCAGACUGAUCUCAACUAUGAAAGAUUUGUGAGAAUCUCAUAUAUAUGACAAGUGUCACAUAUCUGUGGGGUUUCCAAAUCCAUAUAGAGGUUAUAAUGCAGAAAAUACUCCACGAAGAAGAUUUUUUUUCUGGUGAACACAUAUCUCUUUAUAUUUUGUAUUGUGACCCUUGCUGUGUCUCUCUGGACUUGAGAAACUUUCCCCCUAAGUCUGGACUUGUGCUGACUACACAAACAGGUUAUACCACAGUGCCACUUCUGCUUUAAAAAGGCUACACUGGAUUUUUUUUUUGUUAUAUUGGAUCAUUAAAAUAUUUAAUAUUUUCUCCCAGAACUGUUGUGCUGCUGCUAGAGUAGUAAGUGUAUGUUCAUGGAAGAAAAUUUGCUUCCUCUCUGAAGGCUCCAGCUCUGUUACUGAGUUGUGGUUAUAGCUGAUUUGCAUCUACUGAAAAAGGGCUCUCAAACUUACUUAUAUCCUAAGCACCUGUAUAAGCAAAUAUGUUGCAUGAUUGAGCUUGCUUUUAUCACACUGAAAAAGCUCUAAUAAGGUAGUUUUUAAAGGUAUAAGGGCAUCAACAGUAGUAGCAGAAUUUUAAUUUAUUUUUAUUUUUCCAUUUUAUCACUGCGGUCAUUAUAUGAGGUCUUAGUAUGAACUACAGACUACCUAAUCUUAGUUUUAUCAGAGUUCAGAAUUCUCUGCUUAACUUUAAAUGUGUACAAUCCCAUCAAAGUGAAACAAUCAAAUUCCACUUCAUUGAAAAGUUGACAAAUAAUAUUUAUUCUAACACAAGCAAUGUAAUUCGUAUUUAUUGUUUGAAAGGUACGAUGUAUAAAAAGUAUUUUUACUUAUAUCUACAUAUAAAUACUCUUCAAAACUUCAGAUAAGUAGAAAAGAUAAGAAACAGCCCUCCUACUCAAGUCCCUUGUCCAGCUAUAAUAUCAGACCAUUAAUUUUUCUAAACCAUUAAUUUUUUAAAAAAAUCUAUAUAUUUUUUCACAUGGUUGAGAAUGUGAAAAAAAUUAAAAUGAUUUGUACAUACUCUACAGAUUUUGUGUAGGGAUGAUCAAUAUUAAAAGGAGACUAUAAGCAAUAGAAGUCCUUAAUCAGUGAUGCAUCUGAUGUUUAAGCAAAAGGAUCAACAGUCUAUAAAAUAUAAUCUGUGUAAGUGGAGAACAGAUGUUUUUGUAGCUGGGAAAAAUCUAAUAGAAGGGUAAAGGGUGACAGAUUGACAGCUCUUUUUCUAUUCCAGGGUGGUGAUACGUAGCCAUUUUCUGUGAAAUGCACUGAAAUAAUAUUUAUAAAAUAAAUCUCUUGGAAUAACAAGAAAUGAGAUAAAAUGAUCACAAAGAAUGGAUAAGGGUACUUCAAUUUUUUGAUCAAACAGCACCUGUGUGAAUUUACAUCUUUUUAUUACCAGGGUGUUAUCUUUAUCUGAAGGAUAAGUGUAAGCAGAACAACAUAAUUGCAUUGUAACACAGAAACAAUUUUGACAAAAAAAAAAGAUUGUAUCCCUAAAGCCUUGCACUUUGUGUAGUCAUUUUCUAUCUGAGGUAGGUUUGUAUAAUUGUAUUUCAUGCAACCAUGGUAAUGCCCCUGCGCUAGAUAUCAGUGUACUUUAAACAACAAGGAAACUUUGAAGAGAGUCAUGACUUGGACCCUACAUUGAGAGCUACAUUUAGUUAAUAGCGUCAUGAUAUUGGUUUUUGCUUUCUGAGGAAGGACCAUGAUUUCCAUGAGAAAGCUUUUACAAAAAUAUCUCCACAGUUUGGACUAUUUGAAAGUCAAACUGGUCUGGGGAGAAUUAGAAUUAGGCAAAAUGGGAGUGUUUUCAAAAAUUGUACAUGUUCUUUAAUAUUGCCAAUACCCAUUAGAGAGCUUUAGAGUUUUCUUUUUAAUGGAAGUAUUUGCUUUAUGUAUUUAAAUUUGGACAUUAUAUCUGAUAAUUUUCUUAUGGUGCACUUUUUUUAUGGGUAUCUUGCUGUUCAGGGUGGUAUUUUUUUAAAAUACUGACUAUAAAAAUUGAAGGACUAAUAAGACACUGAUUUUUGUAUUAUAUGCUGCUAAGCAUUCAUUUAUUUUCAAUCAUAGUACACUACAAGGCCAGUUGCUAUAUACUAUUAAAAACAAUUUUUAAAAUAUAAUUGGCAAUACCAUACAGAUUACUUGAAUUAGAGGCUUUAAAAGAGUAACAAAAAUGAGAAUAGGAGGAAAAUACUCACUAUUGAAUCCAUUGAGGAUUAAGCAUAAAUAAUGCAUUGUUGAAGAGUAUUGAAAAGAGUGCAGUUCUGCAUAAGGCAAUGGAAAGCAUUUUCAAUGAACGUACUCCUGUCCAAGUUUUAACGUUAGUUGUUUAGAUGGUAACCUAAAUUUAAUAAGAAACAAAUGAGAAUAUUUUUUGUAAGAAGUAGCACUCUUAAAAAGGCAACUUAAAAAUCAACUUGGAGCAGAAUUUACAAAAAUAAAGAUAUUUACCCCAAGGUACCUAACUUACCAUUUUAUGGGAAGUUAUGUUAUGUUCUGAAAAAAAAGCUAUAAAAUAUAUCCAAGAUCUGACUGGACAAGUUCAUUGGUGAUUUUCGUGUUUUUACCCUACAAAGCCAUAAAUGAGUUAAAUUUUUAUUAUUUAACAGCAAAUAUUAAUUAAUAUUUAAAAAUGUUCAAGCCACAAUCCUAAUCUUUGAUUUUAGUAUCACAGUACCCCAUAUCCUUUGAUUAUUUCCCUUUAUAUUAUUUUUUUAAUUGUUUUGAGGUUUUGUAACUUAUAUUCAAGAAAACCUUGAUUCAGUCUUAGUGCACUGUCUGAGAAAAAUACAUAGCCUUUGGAUACAAACAUGGUUGUCUCUGAAGAAUGUCAAGCAGCAUUCUGGUUUUUUAAAUCGGAUAACUGGGUAUAUAAUUUUUGUGGGUUACUUUGAAGAGUUAUGGCAGUUCAUAAAACAGUACUAUGGGAUUCCAUUGUUAUUAUUUAAUGGAUGUUUGUUCCUAUUUCUAGUUGGUGUUAUUUUUGCUUUUAUGUUUGAUGCGGGAAAAAGAUUAUUUUUUAAUAUUUAUAUGGAAGUUUAAUUUUAAACUUUACUGUAGAGUUCACAUUCAGACAUUUCCAUAUUUGAAGUGAACAUAAAGGGCUCUUAGAGAUUUUCUUUCCUUUCUGCCAAAAAAGAAAUGGUUAAUAAAAAUCCUAUGUUAUUCUAUGAUGAGCCUGUGUUGUUUUGUUUCAUUGCAAUAUCUUACAUUUCUUUGGCUCUUCGUCAUGCUAUUAUUGGAGAAAUUCAAGGUGCACUUCAGUAAGCACAGAUACUUUUAUGUCUUAAGGCUGUUAUCAAUCUGUCACAAUCAAAAGGCAUAUUACUUUUUCUUAGGUUCUUUAAUCACUUCACGAGAAUUGUAGGUUGAAGCUAUUUGAUUAGAUACUGUGCUAAUAAUUAAGUGAGAACAUCUCUUCAGAUCAUUUAAUAUCAAAAUGGUAUGUGCAAAAAUUAUACUGUGUUGCAGGGAACAAAAAUAAUCCAUUCAGCCUUGGUA
Messenger RNA from Cuculus canorus (common cuckoo), 14255 nucleotides. RefSeq names its product coiled-coil serine rich protein 1 (gene CCSER1). The transcript is spliced from 10 exons. Bases 3196 to 5850 code for a protein of 884 amino acids. NCBI's taxonomy places the organism in Eukaryota, Metazoa, Chordata, Aves, Cuculiformes, Cuculidae. The record is from RefSeq and is a predicted model, not a curated record.